AUGGCCUCACCAGAGGUCUCAAACCGCCGCGCGCGCCCGCAGAGCACGCCGCAGGCUUUGCCGCAGGGCCAGGCCGAGUCGGGACACGUAUCUCUCGACACGCGCACCGCUAACGCGCCUGAGCCGGCUGGCCGCGGAAGGUACUCCAGCCUCCCGGCCCUGGCCAUCAAAACACUGCAGCAGGAGUUGGAAAACGUGGAAACAGUCGGCAGCUGGCUCGAAGAGGUCUUUGCAGCCAAGCUCGAAAGUUUACAGGCCCCGGAGGACGCCGCGCUUAGGAGAAUUGUUCUUGAACUUGACGACGUGAUCAGCGGCUGGUUCCUCAGUCGCACCCUCCCUGAAAAAGAGCGUUCGCGCUCCCCGUCGCGUUCGCCGACCAGUUCCAGCGAAAGGCGCAGCAUUUUAAUUACGAGGACGGGCACGGCGUCGUCGGCCUCUAAAGGCAGAGGCACGCCCACUAACAAAUCGGUCACAUGGGCCGAGCGAGCCGCCACGCCACCAGCGGCGGCCCCAACGCAAAUUUUAACCCCGGCCACGCGCUCGUACCCGAUACGUACGACGCCCGGCAAUGCACCUGACAGCUCCGCAACUCCCUCCCAAUCGGGCCGGGACCGCUCCCAAGCCCCGAAACGUUUGACAGAACAGCCGUCCAACCGCAUCCUGAUCCGCGUAAAUGACAAAUUGCGGAUGGUGACGAGGGAGCCAUACGCGGUAACGACCAAACUGGCCGAAUUGGUCUCGGUGCCACACAGUGAAAUCCCAAACGCCAAGCGUACCCCCACGGGCUGGGGUGUUACGGUGGCCUCUGAGGAAACACGGCAAAAACUCCUCAACCCCAGCGCGGUCAAGGCCAUUAUGGACGCAUUGGACGCGCGGGAAGUCACUGUCCCGACAACCUGGCACACAUACGCCGUUUCUGGAGUGCCCCGAACGCUCAAUUGCCUGGACGGAAGAAAGGACGUACAUGAGGUAAUCCAGGAGGAGAUUACCGUGGCAGCAGGCCAGCAGCCAGUCAACUGGCAUAUUUCCAAACAUGGUUACGACCCACAUACGGCUGAGGGCACGUGGAUAGUGUCCUUCCUUCAACCCGUAAAGCCCUUUCAGCUUUUUGGAGUGUCGAAACGUGCGCGGAAGGUUGAAAAAUCACGCAAAAUUACACACCACCACGACGGUUGCCAGGGAUAUUGCGAAAUACGUCGCUGCGUACGGCAAGCGCGUUGCGGCAUAUGUGGUGAAGCAAAACAUGCGACAGAGGAAGAGCCGUGCAAGGCAGCCCCCAAAUGCGUUAAUUGCCACGGCCAUUUCCCAUCCGGACAUGAGAAUUGCCCUGCCCGACCUUUGGUGGUAAAUGGGAAGUUUGAACGACCUUCACAGCGUAAACUUAAGGGGAUUCGCAGAAUCGGACGUGCCAACCGUGCCGCGAUUAUCAACGACCGGGCCGAAACGGCCCGCCGAGAGCCAGCACCUGCAAUCCCGGUCCUAAGCACCUCAUCGCAGCAUUCGCAAACCUCGAGCUCCCGAUCGAGCAUUUCAAACAAAAGAGCGCGGCCAUGCGAGGCGGCAGGGGCGGACAUCCGUAACUUCCUGCAGGUUGAACAGGAACGCGUGCACGACGAAAUCGUUUGGGCAGCCGAAAUGGAGGAGGACGCAGCGGCUGCCGAACCUUGCCCCGCUGAUGGGAUAGACUUGGAAGCAAGCCGUCGAUUAAUAUGACGAAAAACUCGCUCGGCAACAUGCAGCGGGAACGCCUCGACGUAGUUUGGGCCAACGUAGGCAAAAGGAUAAGUGUGCAUCUGAGCCUGUUGGAGUUAUGCCACCAGAGAGAAGUGGACCUGGUUAACGUCCAAGAGCCAUGGUGCGGGCUAAAGACGACUACACAAACGCACCCGGGCUAUGAUGUUUUUGCGCCAGUGGACGAAUGGCACGCCAACACUUACGAAGCCAUGACUGGGCUCCGGCCCCGGGUGCUCACCUACGUCAAGAAGGGGGCAGCCCUAGGGGCCGCACAACGACGGUUACCGCAGGGCCGUCGGCUUCACCAUCGCAUCCUCGCAGCGUUUUUGCGCUUGUGGAACGGAUUUACCUGCUAAUUGAGGCACAAGCAGGAGGCAGGCGGAAGACAGAGGCUGCUAUCAAUGAACCGGGCGCCCCCAGCGUUGAGAACAAACAAUUGCCAGCAGCAGCGAGUGGUUGGGAAGCGAUGAUGCAAGGGGUGUGGGUGAGCCCCUGACAAUUAGUCAGUGGGCGUCUUACAGAGCAGUGGUCCUAGCGCCCUGCCAGGCCAGUAGCCCAAGGAGGCGGAUGAGGAGGCAUUGGAAGGGCCCACAUACUGAUAAGACUAUCAGCACGUGCAUUUGGAUGGCUGGCAGCAACCGUGAUUUCGAUUUUACCUCGGUUGCGUCCGACGGUCCUUCCAUCUCAGCAUCCAAUCCGCCAUGGCAUAUAGACCCAGGCGAGAGAUUAUUCAAGAUAAUCCUAUUGGAAAGGUUCCGCGUCUCGUUCAAUUCGAUCCGCGAAGAUAAAAAGGUCCACGGAAUACGGACGCAGGACAAUUUGACAAGGGAUAGCAAAUGCUCCGUUAAACGUGCUCCUCAAUUGACACGCAAGAACUCCGGGAAGUCAUUCGCGGCUUUCUGAGAACGGCGCAAAACCUUACCGCUGGCAAUUUCACGCAACCGAAAACGGGUGGACAAAUAACGAAACGGCUAUCGAAUGGUUAAAAAAAGUGUUUAUUCCGUAUACCCAACCUUUAACCCCUGAAAAGCGGUUAUUAGUCUUGGAUGGCCAUGGAUCACAUAUAACGGACGAAUUUAUGCUUUUUUGCUUGCAAAACAAUAUUCAACUCCUAUAUUUACCCCCUUAUUCGUCACACGUUCUUCAACCAUUGGAUUUAUCGGUUUUUGGGCCGUUAAAAGAAGCUUAUCGACGUC
Molecule: messenger RNA, 2930 nt
Organism: Pyricularia oryzae 70-15
Lineage: Eukaryota; Fungi; Ascomycota; Sordariomycetes; Magnaporthales; Pyriculariaceae
Exons: 1
Coding region: 1-1713 (570 amino acids)
Source: RefSeq, a predicted model, not a curated record